AUGUUCAAAUAUGACUCUACCCAUGGCCGUUUCAAGGGAACUGUUACUGCUGCUGAUGGCUGCCUUGUUGUCAAUGGAAACAAAAUUGCUGUAUUCUCUGAGAGGGACCCCAAAGCCAUUCCCUGGGGUAAAGCUGGUGCAGAAUAUGUUGUAGAAUCAACUGGUGUUUUCACAACUAUUGAUAAGGCAUCCGCUCACUUAGAAGGUGGUGCCAAAAAGGUUAUCAUCUCCGCUCCUAGUGCUGACGCACCCAUGUUUGUUGUUGGUGUCAAUCAAGAAUCUUAUGACCCCUCUUUCAAAGUCAUCUCAAACGCAUCUUGCACCACUAACUGCUUGGCUCCCCUUGCCAAGGUCAUCCAUGACAACUUCGAGAUUGUAGAGGGUCUAAUGACAACAGUCCAUGCUACAACUGCCACCCAAAAGACCGUUGACGGUCCCUCUGGAAAAUUAUGGCGUGAUGGCCGUGGCGCCCAGCAAAAUAUCAUUCCUGCUGCAACUGGUGCAGCUAAAGCUGUAGGCAAGGUUAUCCCCGCUCUUAAUGGAAAACUCACUGGAAUGGCUUUCCGUGUACCAGUUGCCAAUGUAUCAGUUGUUGACCUUACUGUACGCCUUGGUAAGCCAGCGAGCUAUGAUGCAAUUAAGCAAAAGGUUAAGGAAGCUGCUGAAGGACCAAUGAAGGGCAUCCUCGGUUACACUGAAGAUCAAGUUGUAUCUACUGACUUCAUUGGAGACUCCCACUCAUCCAUCUUUGACGCUGCUGCGGGUAUCUCUCUAAAUGACAACUUUGUAAAACUAAUCAGCUGGUAUGACAACGAGUAUGGAUACUCCAGCCGUGUCAUUGAUCUCAUCAAGUACAUCCAGACCAAGGAU
Brenthis ino (lesser marbled fritillary) is the source of this 870-nucleotide messenger RNA. The record is from the annotation of a GenBank genome assembly. Lineage: Eukaryota; Metazoa; Arthropoda; Insecta; Lepidoptera; Nymphalidae.